AUGGACGGCGUGGAUCUGUCGAAAUGCCUGUGCGAGGCGGGCGCGGUGGAGUGGAUCCGCGACUGGUUUCAGGACUGCGUGUACACGCGAUGGGACCUGCUCUCCUUCCUGCUGGGCCUCGCCUCCAUCGGCUGCUGGCUCGUGGCGCAGCUGCCGCAGUUCAUUCAGAACAUCCGAGUCGGCUCCGCCGACGCGCUCUCGCCCUGGUUCCUCUUCCAAUGGCUCUCCGGCGAUCUGCUGAACCUGCUGGGCUGUCUGCUGUCGGGCAGCCAGCUCAUCACGCAGACGUUCACCGCCAUCUACUUCAUCUUCGCCGACUGCUGCAUCAUCGCGCAGUACGUGUACUAUCAACUGAAGAACCGCGACUCGCUCGAGCUGGACGCGGACUGCAUGUCGCGCGCGCCGUCGCAGCAGGACGGCUUCAUCGCCGCCGCCGCCUUCUCCUCGCCCUCCGCCGCCCUCCGCCGCCCGCUCCUGUCCGCCAGGCCCGUCGCGCCCGCAGAUCACGCGGACGCCGCCAGCAGCAACGGGGCGGUCAGCAGAGCGCUGUCUGUAGUGUCGCCGCCCAGGACGAAGCCACGGCGUGCUGUGGAGGAAAUCCGCGCUUUAGAGAACGAGCUGCCUUACAGAGAGGUUGAGGGUGGCGGGGUAGCGGCAGCGACAGCAGAGCAUGAGAGUCACAUGCACAGACCGAAGCAGCAGCAGCAGCAGCAGCAGCAGCACCGGCACGAGCACCACAACUACCACCCUGUGUCGUUCUUAGCUGGCCGCUCAGGCGCUGUGCUCCUCGCCCACGCCUGGCAGGGCCCCCACCUCCCCUCCGACCCCCGGCCCCUUUCUCUCCCACCUCCCCAAGGCACAGGCGCAGCCGGAGCUGAAACAGGCGAGGCAGGAGGGGCAGACGUGACAGAAAAAGCAGACGUGGCAGGGAAAACAGACGUGGCAGGAAUAGCAGACGUGGCAGGAAAAGCAGACUUGGCAGGAAAAGUAGUAGGUCGGCGGCUCAAUGCUUCUGGGCGGAGAGAACAGGGCGCAGGAGCGCGGGGGGAGGAGCGGGGCAGGUUGUUGCGGAUAGCUGAGGAGGGGGAAGGGCGGGCGGACCUGUUCCCCGUGGCGUCAGACAAUACAGGCGGAAGGGCGGACGGGGCAGGGGUGGUGGGAGAUCGCAGCAGGAGACGUGCGACUGGUGAUGAGGCCGGGGGAGCAGAGGGGCGCAGGGGUGGGGGCCAGGCGGGGCGAGUGCAGUUCGAGGAGCAAGGGGGGAUGGGCGGAGAGGGCGCGGGGGGCGAGGGGCGGAGGCGCAGGGCGUACAGCGGGCGGGAGGAGGGGACAGCUGCUAAGGGAGGAGGUGCCUCGGCUGCUGUACCAGGUGCAGCUGCCACCGUGCCUGCUGCCACUGGGGAAGGGGCAUCAGAGGGAGGUAGCGCGUCUGGUGGAGGCGGGCCCAGGUCGCAGAAGGCAGGGGCGCUGUCUCUGCUGCUGGGCUCGCUCAUGCUGCUGGCCCUCGCCUCCUCUGCAAUCAACCCUGCAGGGCAAGGAGAUUCGCUCACAGCUGAGCUCAGUGGUGGUGGUGGUCCGUGCACAGGGGGCAGGUGCAGCAGGGCAUGGUGGGGAACAGGUGAGCCCAGCAAGUUCAUUCACCAGCUGGGCCUCAUGCUCGGGUGGGUGUCAGCGGGCUUCUAUCUGGGCUCGCGGGUGUCGCAGAUCUGGCAGAACGCAGAGCGCGGGUCAGCAGAGGGCCUGUCCAUGGCCAUGUUUCUCUGUGCCUUCUGCGGCAACCUCACCUACGGCACUGCCAUUCUGCUGCGCGCCCCUUCUCUGGCGGCAUUGAGUGGCAACCUGCCAUGGCUGGUGGGCAGCAUGGGGACUCUCUCCCUAGACAUCACCAUCUACCUGCAGGCCCAGUUUCUGAGUUGCAAGAAGGAACACUCAUCGGUCGUUCGCCCCAUCACUGUCUUAUGA
This is a messenger RNA of Closterium sp. Yama58-4, 1962 nucleotides long. NCBI's taxonomy places the organism in Eukaryota, Viridiplantae, Streptophyta, Zygnematophyceae, Desmidiales, Closteriaceae. The record is from the annotation of a GenBank genome assembly.